GAUAAAAGCUAGGGAAUCGUUUUUCGUUGAAAAGUGAGCCUCUCUCUCUCAUUACCAGUCCAUCAUCAUCGAUCAGUUCAACACUGUCAUAAUCCAUCAUUCACCAUGGACAAGACAUCUUCAUUAUCCAUCAACGAAGGAAAGCCGAUUCGAUGCAAAGCAGCAAUAUGUAGAAAAGCAGGAGAAGCUUUGGUCAUUGAGGAGAUCCAAGUUGAUCCACCUCAAGCUUACGAAGUCAGGAUAAAGAUCUUAUGCACUUCUCUGUGUCACAGCGAUGUUACUUUCUGGAAACUAGACAGUGAACCGCUUGCAAGAUUUCCUAGGAUUCUAGGACACGAAGCAGUCGGUGUGGUCGAGAGCAUUGGAGAAAACGUGGACGGAUUCAAGCAAGGCGACGUCGUUUUGCCAGUGUUUCACCCUCAGUGCGAAGAAUGCAAAGACUGCAAAUCUUCAAAGAGCAACUGGUGCGCGAAAUAUACCGACGAUUUCUUAUCAAACACGAGACGAUACGGGAUGAGCUCGAGAUUCAAAGACUCUACGGGACAAGAUAUUCACCAUUUUAUCUUUGUCUCGAGUUUUUCUGAAUAUACCGUCGUUGAUAUCGCUCAUCUCGUCAAAAUAUCCGACGAAAUCCCCGUUCAUAUAGCGGCUUUGCUAGCCUGCGGUGUCUCUACAGGAGUUGGUGCUGCAUGGAAGGUGGCUGACGUCGAGGAAGGUUCCACCGUCGCUAUCUUUGGCCUUGGUGCUGUCGGACUUGCGGUUGCAGAAGGAGCCAGGGCUCGUGGGGCCGCAAAGAUCAUCGGUGUGGAUCUCAAUCCCGACAAAUUUGAAAUAGGUAAACCGUUCGGGAUCACGGAUUUCAUCAACCCUGCUUCGAUUGGAGAGACAAAAAUUAGUGAGGUGAUUAAAGAAAUGACAGAAGGAGGAGUUGACUACAGUUUUGAGUGUAUUGGUUUAACUUCUUUGAUGGAGGAGGCUUUUAAUAGCACUCGCACGGGAUCGGGUAAGACUGUAAUAUUGGGGAUGACAAAAGAUGGUUUCCCAAUAAGCUUGGGCAGUUAUGAGCUUCUCAGAGGCAGAAGUAUCUGCGGAACUUUAUUUGGCGGUCUAAAACCCAAACAUGAUAUUCCCAUGCUCGUCGAUCGUUAUUUGAAAAAGGAGCUAAACUUGAACGGUUUUAUUACACACGAAUUAGGCUUUGGGGAAAUUAACAAAGCUUUCGAUUUGUUGGUUGAAGGCAAAUCUAUCCGCUGCAUUCUAUGGAUGGAUAAAUAAAAACUUCAUAUAAAAACUGUUUUUUUUCCUGAUUUAUCCAUCACCCACAUUAAUAUCGUCAGGAAAAAAAAAAAAAUCUACAUUUACAAAUUUAUUAUAAGUGAUUUCCUUUGUUGAGAAUUUGCAUUUCCUCAAUGGUGUGAAUUUGUGAUCCAUUCAGAUUUCAUUAUCUUAUUAUGUGUAUUAUGGACAGUGUUUCGCAGUGCAUGAAGUUAAAUAAAAUUGAUCCCUUUUUUUUUGUUGGUCGAAAAA
Messenger RNA from Thlaspi arvense, 1527 nucleotides. The record is from the annotation of a GenBank genome assembly. NCBI's taxonomy places the organism in Eukaryota, Viridiplantae, Streptophyta, Magnoliopsida, Brassicales, Brassicaceae.